UUCAAACAAUGACGUCUCCCUUCUUUUUCAUUUUUCCUUCUCGAGCAGUGCCGUAGUUCACUUCCUCUCGAAGAUAUUUCUAAAACCCUAGCGUGUUCUACCUGCACCAUCAAUGGAGUUUUGGGGUGUUGAAGUUAAGCCUGGUCAGGCACUCGCCGUGAAGCCUGGAGAUCAAAAAUAUUUGCAUCUAUCACAGGCGACUCUAGGUGAAAUAAAGAAGGACAAAGCUAAUGAAUCCGUGACUAUUUUUCUGAAGAUUGGUGACCAAAAGCUUGUUCUGGGAGUUCUCUCCGCUGAGAAGUUCCCGCAGCUAUCAUUUGAUCUUGUGUUUGAGAAGGAAUUUGAGCUCUCCCACAAUGGGAAGAGUGGAAGUAUUUACUGUUUGGGGUACCAGGCUUCUGCUGAGGACCAAGAACAUGAAGAGUAUCUUGAUUCUGAUUUUGGCUCGGAGGAUGAGGAACUUGCAUUGCACCCUGCCCAAAAUGGAAAACCUAGCCAGAAGGAGAAGGCUAUUGUGGAAAAGCUUAAUGCUAUGAAGCCUGAAUCUUCAAAGAAGGCUGAUGUGAAACCUCUGGAUCCAAGCAAGGAGGAUGAGGAUGAUGAUUCUGAGGAUGACGAUGAGUCUGAUGAGGACGAUGAUUCUGAUGAUGAAUCUGAUGAGGAAAUGCUAGGAGCUGAUAGUGACUCUGAUGAUGAAGAUGAUGGUACCGAGAGUGAUGAGGAGACACCGAAGAAGGUUGAAUCAAACAAGAAGAGGUCGAAUGAUUCUGCCUCCAAGACUCCCCUUUCUAAGAAGGCAAAGCUAGCUUCAGCUGAAAAGACUGAUGCAAAGAAGGGAGGGCAUACGGCUACUCCCCACCCAGCCAAGAAACCUGCGAAAACUGCUGGCAAGACUGAGACCCCAAAAUCUGGUGGCCAAUUCUCUUGCAAAUCUUGCGACAAAUCCUUUGGUUCGGAUGGUGCACUUCAGUCACACAGUAAAGCCAAGCAUGCGGGUAAGUAAAAGGGAAAAGAAAGCGACGACAAAUUAUUUUGCAGCUCCAAUAUGUUAGUUUUCUAAAUAGGUUGCGGUAUUUGUUGAGAUUUUGUGUUGAGAUUAUAAGAUGAGAAGCGAAUGUUGUUCAAAUUGAGGAAGAUGAAUUUAGUUUUGAUUAAUGUGCUUUUUCUGAUCUAAUUGCUGUAUUCUUAUUGUGUUCGAUAGAAAGUGUCAACUGUUUUGUGUUAUGUGGUGGGGUGGCAUUUUAAUAGACGUAUUAUUUUUGAACCCCAAUAUUUUGUUCACGUCAUUCUGCGGAAAAUUCAAAA
Molecule: messenger RNA, 1305 nt
Organism: Momordica charantia (bitter melon)
Lineage: Eukaryota; Viridiplantae; Streptophyta; Magnoliopsida; Cucurbitales; Cucurbitaceae
Product: histone deacetylase HDT1
Source: RefSeq, a predicted model, not a curated record